This is a messenger RNA of Monomorium pharaonis (pharaoh ant), 862 nucleotides long. RefSeq lists its product as uncharacterized. The record is from RefSeq and is a predicted model, not a curated record. The coding region runs from base 156 to 536 and encodes 126 amino acids. Lineage: Eukaryota; Metazoa; Arthropoda; Insecta; Hymenoptera; Formicidae. The transcript is spliced from 4 exons.
CUACAUUUAUAUCCAAUAAAACGAGAAAUAUAGAUCAUAUUGAAAAAAGUAAAACCAAUUCUGAUAUUGAAAUUGAAGCAGAUGUUGAUAACUACCAAAAAGCAAGCAGUUCAAGUUCUCUGAAAAAUGCAAGUGACAACUUAUGUGAGAUAAAUAUGGCAUAUAACACAAAAGCAAGCAGUUCAAGUUCUCUGAAAAAUGCAAGUGACAACUUAUGUGAGAUAAAUAAGGCAUAUAACACAAGUCAGGCUACAGAAGACAAAAAUUUCAAAACCUUUGUUGUUAAAAGUUUAAUAGAUAUCACUAAUCGAGUGAAAAGAUGCGAGUGUUUAUUGAAAAAAAAGCAGGACAAUUCUGAGCAAUUGGAAAAUCAGGUUUAUGAUACUGAGAACAAAAUCUUAGAUGAAAAAUUUCCCAUGCAAAAUCUUGAUGAUGUAAAAAAUAUUGAACAGCAAUUAAAACAUGAUGAAAAAUUUAGAGAUAAAGUUAAAUCGGCACUUUAUUUCUACUCACAAACUACUAUGAAAAAACUGUGACAAAGUUUAUGAAAAUAUUAUUUGUGGAUGAAGUAGCUGCAAAAUUUAGUUGGACUGGACAAAAAGAAAAUAAACAGAAAUUUGAAACAUUGUUUUUAUGGAAAAUUAUAUUUGGUUGUAAGAAGUAAAUUUAAAGACGUCAGUGAAGGGGAUGUAAGCGCAUCUCUUAAAAUUUGGUUGUCUCACGCACAAGAUCGACUAAAAAGAAAAACAAGAUUAAUUAAAAUUAUUUUUUACAAAUGUAACUUUAUAUUUAAUUUAGAACUUAUGUUACUUACAAAAAAAGACUAUAUGUUUGACAGUGUUUUAUUUUAUAAAUAUUUUAU